This is a messenger RNA of Daphnia magna, 3140 nucleotides long. RefSeq lists its product as uncharacterized. Lineage: Eukaryota; Metazoa; Arthropoda; Branchiopoda; Diplostraca; Daphniidae. The record is from RefSeq and is a predicted model, not a curated record. Bases 223 to 2673 code for a protein of 816 amino acids. The transcript is spliced from 5 exons.
UAAGGAUUUCGAUUUUUGUCGUGUCGUUGGCUUCGUCUUUUAUCGAUCAAUUAAAAGAACAAAACAAAACACACACAAAAAAAAAAAAGUGAUUCGGAUUAUUCCCCAGUUGUGCUGACUCUGUUUCUCAUCAUCAUUCAUCAAGGUGCGUGGUGAUUCCAACGCUCGUAUCUCAAACCAACCGACAGAAAAAACAUCAAGAAAAACACAAAACACAAAAAAAUGUUCGUGUGGAGGUUACUGCUGGUCACCGCCUUCAUCGGCGCGGUGGUCCUAGCCGCUGAGGAAGUCAAGAAAACCGAAGAGAAAGCCGCCGACAAGCCCGUCGUCGUCGUCGUGGAAAAGGCGGUCGAGAAAACGGCAGACAUUGUUCAACCGGCAGAUAAAAGCGUAGCGACAGCAGCGCAAAAGGAUGCAGUGGUUAGCCCUUUGGCCGGAACGCUAGCAGCGCCAGCGGCCGUUGCUAAAGCGCCGGCCAAAGUCGCUCAAAAUCGAGUGGCCGUCAUUGACGCUGUCGAAGGCGAAGAGGAGGAGGAGGAAGCGGAAGAGGAAGAGGAAGAGCCGCACGCUUCGGCUUUGCACGCAGAACACCGUGAAGCUGUUGAUGAGGAAGAGGAGGAAGAAGAUCAAUUGGCUUUGGAGACAUCCAAUGUCCAGGAGAAGGACGGAGCUGGACACGGACACGGACACCAUCAUCACGAACAAGGCCCAGCUUACCAUACUGGCGGCGGAUCGCAGCAUUACCACGGCAAACAACAAGGUCCGAUUCCGGUGCCACUGCCCGUUCCGGUUCAUCCGGCAUCGGUCGUUUUGCCCACGUUGCCUAAACAGCAAUACAACCCGCCGGCGCAGUACAAAGCUCCUCCACCGAGCCCGUACAUUCCUUCGGCUUCGGCUCCUGCUCCGGCUUACCAGUCCGUUCCUCCUCCACCUCCGCCACCUGGACCUCAGGCCGCCUAUUCGGCUCAACGGCCCGUCUACUCUCAGGCACCACCUCCGCCCAGGCCGCAAUAUCAGCCUCAACCGCAGCCUGCCUACCAACCACCUCCACCUCCACCAGCUCAACCUAUCUACGCUCCUGCCCCUCAGCCAUCUUACCAACCACCUCCUCCACCUCCCCCACAGCCGUCUUAUCAACCACCUCCCCCACCUCAGGCUCAGCCAUCUUACCAGCAGACGGCGUUCCAACCACCUCCGCCACCACCAUCUUACCAGCCACCCGCUCAGGCUUACCAACCUCCUCCACCACCUCCACCGGCCGAGAGGAACUCGUACGGACCGACUAGCGCUCCCUCUUUGCCCGAACCUGCCCAGCAAGUGCAACAGUACCGUCCCGAAGCAACGGUCGCUCUUCCCGCACAAGCCGCCCCAUCUGAACCGUGGCCAGCCCCCGUCCAGGACAUGCCCAGGAUCGUUUCGCUGGAUGUCAAAUGCGAAAAGAAUCUGAUGAAGGUCUUCAUUGAAUUUGAUAAACCUUUCAACGGGGUCAUCUUCUCAAAGGGACACUACGCCAACGCCAACUGCGUCCACCUGCCGGCAGGACUCGGCCGCACGUCGGCUAACUUCGAUGUCAGCAUCAACACUUGCGGUACAACUGGCAACACUGAAAACGGCCUUUACGGCUAUGGCUCUCAGGCCGGCUCGGGAACAUUCUUCGAGAAUACAAUCAUUGUCCAGUUCGACCCUCAAGUCCAGGAAGUGUGGGAUCAGGCCCGCAAAUUGCGCUGCACUUGGCACGACCAGUACGAGAAGUCGGUCACGUUCCGUCCGUUCCCCGUCGACAUGUUGGACGUCGUUCGCGCUGAUUUCGCCGGCGACAACGUCGGAUGCUGGAUGCAGAUCCAGGUCGGCAAAGGACCAUGGGCUUCUGAAGUGUCCGGCUUGGUCAAAAUCGGUCAGACGAUGACCAUGGUGCUGGCCAUCAAGGAUGACGACGGCAAAUUCGACAUGCUCGUCCGCAAUUGCAUGGCUCACGAUGGCAAACGGGCGCCCAUCCAAUUGGUCGACCAGCGAGGUUGCGUCACACGACCCAAACUCAUGUCACGAUUCACGAAAAUCAAGAACUUUGGCUCUUCCGCAUCCGUCCUCUCUUACGCCCACUUCCAGGCUUUCAAAUUCCCCGAUUCGAUGGAGGUUCACUUCCAGUGCACCAUUCAAAUCUGUCGCAAUCAAUGCCCCGAUCAGUGCGCGGGAUCUGAGCAAUACUCGGCUGCUUCGUCAGUGUCAGCCAGCGAGCCGAGGAAUCCUUACAACAGGAUCGGGGCAGUGGCCAGCAGACCACGAGCUGAAGAUCAGGAUGGCAUUCAAAGAUCGCCGAGAAGUCAGCGCGAUGUCAGCGCCUCUGAACAAGAGCCGACUCGGGCAGAGCAACAGGAUGUCGGUAUCAACCGCAUCAUCCAGGUGGUGUCCACCGGCGAUUUGACGUUCGCCCUGGAACAGCAGAGCGACAACACGACGACCAUCGUCUUCCCGUCGCGUUCAGAGACCGAAGGUCUCAUUUGCAUGACCUCUCCCGGCUUCGCGGCCACUCUGGUCGUUCUCCUGCUCAUCUUGAUCAUUUCCUGUUUGCUGUCCGCCUUCCUCUGCAUCCGGCACCGGGCCUUCGGUGUCGACCGAUCGUUAGUCUCAGCCUUCGCCAAUCCAGCUUUCGCCCACAAGAAGGGCCAUUUUUAGACAUUUGAAAUAAUCGCAUCAUUUGGUCGGAGAAGACGUAUUAUUAUAAAACAAAUAAUUUGGGGGGGGGGGACUAGUGACGAUCCAGCAAGUUGGAUCACGGACGUGCCGCGCGCCUUUCUUAAUGGAUUGCGCGCAACACUAAAGACGCAUUUAUUUAUUUAUUAUUAUUAUUUUUUUAAACACAGCACACGGACACAGACACAAGACGUUUUUAUUUUAUUUUUGUUUUCUUUGACGACGACUGGACAAACACGAAUUCACGCACAGACUUCUUGACAUUUACGGGGGACAGUUUGUUUUUUUAUUGUUUUGACGACCCAUUUUUUUGUUUGUUGUUGGACGAGACGCAUCACAUCACGGGUGACAUUUUCUCUGGAGCCUAUACUAUUUAAUGAGAAUUUCACUUUUCCUUAAGUUAAUUUCUUUUCAUUAUACAUUUUCAAAUAAAAAUGGAAAAGACACAA